Candoia aspera is the source of this 3969-nucleotide messenger RNA. RefSeq names its product HEAT repeat containing 6 (gene HEATR6). The record is from RefSeq and is a predicted model, not a curated record. NCBI's taxonomy places the organism in Eukaryota, Metazoa, Chordata, Lepidosauria, Squamata, Candoiidae. The coding region runs from base 16 to 3573 and encodes 1185 amino acids. The transcript has 20 exons.
AGCCGAGCUGCAAAAAUGGCGGCCGAGGCCUGCACGACUGGAGUAGACUCGGCGGCGGCAGCCGUACCGAGCCCCGCCUGGACCAAAUCCGGGCUCUGCUUGCAACGCUACCUGGCGCGGGUCAAGGCUCUGCGGCUCGCGCCCGACCCCAACCAGGCCCCGGGAGGAGAGAACGUCGGCCGCCGCCGCACCGAGCUCCACCUGCUCUUCGACGAGCUCAUUUCUGAGACCUGCGGCCCGGGGGGAGCGGCGCCAUGGGGGCCGAAGCCGGAGGAGGUUUGUGAACUAAUUGUCCAAGCUUGUAAACUAGUCCAGCUUAAUCAAGAACAUCUUGUCAACAAAGUGUGCCAAUUAAUUCACCAGCUGCUCAACAGAUUCCAGGUUGCAGUUGAUGAAGAGAGCCUGAACUAUCUUCUGCCUUAUUUCAUCUCUGCUCUGAGAAACUGCAGCACUUGGACACAUGUUGAAAUUUUGCAGGCCUUGGCAGCGUCUGUCUACAACAAUGGACACAAGUGCCAGAAGUAUCUCCCAGAUUUGCUGGGGGAAAAUGGACUUCUGAUGCAGUUCAGCAGCCCAGCUCAAACUGACCCGGAACGGAAAAGGGCCACAAUACACAGCAUGGCAAACCUGUGCCUCAGUUUACCUGGACAGCCCUACCUAGAGGAACCUUACCGAGAGCUCUGCUUUCAGGCUUUCUUGAGCGUCUUACAGUCUUCCAAAGGAACUGAAGUAGAUGACAUCACCUUUUGCAUGCUGUUACAAAAUGCUUUGAAAGGAAUCCAGUCGCUCUUAAAUGGAGGAAAGAUGAAGUUGACCCAGACUGAUAACCUUGGUUCUCUCCUUGCUGUGUUAAAGAAAUGCAUGUUUCAUGGGCUUCCUGGAGUGAAUAUAGAAAUGCCCGGCAUCCUAUACCCAGCACUCCUUCCUCAGUAUGACAGCAGGCCACCGACCGAGCAAGAGCAGUUGGAACCAAACAGUGUUAAACUGAGCGGGCAGAACAGGAGGAAAAAGCCUAAAGGAAAACAGAAGAAGGGGAAGCUGGAAGAAGAGGCAAAAGAGCAGCCAGCAGGUGCCGAAGGAAAUGGACUAGAGAAACCCACUUUACGGGAAGAGUUCCAGCAAGAUCAGGACUCAAAGAUUUCAAAUCGGGCACCGAGUGACAAAUACGCUUCCCUUGUGAAGGAUCAUUUAUCUUCCCACGCUUUUGGCUGGAAAAAAAUCAGCAGCAGUGACUCAGAAUACUCUGAUGCUGAAGGUGGAAUGCAGAGCAAAACAAGGUCUUUCCAAGCUAAAGUUCGCCAAGGGGCUUUAACUUGCUUCCUUUCCACUGUGAAAUCCAUAGAGAAGAAAGUCCUCUAUGGUUACUGGUCAGCAUUUAUCCCAGAUGUACCUGGAAUAGGAAGUCCACAGACAGUGUCUUUGAUGACAAUUGCUUUAAAAGAUCCUUCACCAAAGACACGGGCCUGUGCCUUCCAAGUUCUCUCGGCCAUUUUGGAAGGCUCCAAGCAAUUCCUGUCCAUCGCGGAAGAUGCACAUGAUCACAAGAGAGCGUUCACGCCCUUCUCGGUGAGCAUCGCGUCCAGCAUUCGAGAACUUCACCGCUGCCUGCUGUUGGCUUUGGUGGCAACACCAACAUCGUCGUCCCAAAUCCUCACCCAGAUAAUCAAGUGCCUCGCCAAUCUGGUCUCAAAUGUACCGUACAGCCGUUUAAAGCUUGGUCUGCUGACAAGAGCAUGGAACCAGAUAAAGCCAUACAUUAAACAUAAAGAUGUUAAUGUUCGAGUGUCAAGUCUGACGCUGCUAGGCUCCAUUGUAUCGGCUCAAGCCCCUUUGCCCGAGGUGCGUCUCCUUUUGCAGCAGACUGGCUCCUCAGGGAUGAGUGAUGGCACAUCCAUCUUGCUGCUCCGUCCCAGCGCACCCGAAUGGCGCAGAGAACCCACUCUGGUCUCAGGAGAGCCACCACAGGGCCUGGAGAAGGCACCAGCCGAGCCCUGUUGGCUCCUGCGCCUCUGCAUCUCUCUGGCUGUGUUGCCCCGGGAAGAUUGCUAUUCGGACAGUGACACCAGCUGCCUGUCCACUGUUAGCACGUACGAACCCUCCCCAGUUCGGCUGGAGGCACUGCAGGUUUUAGCAUUGCUUGUCAAGGGCUAUUUUACCCUCUGUCAAAGCUAUUUGCUAGAACUUGGCGAAGUGGCUUGUAAAUGCAUGGAGGAAGCAGAUCCAUCUCUCCAGCUCCAUGGGGCAAAACUUCUGGAUGAACUUGGAGUGGGUGUAAUACAGCAGUACAAGCCAAACCUAGUUGCUGCUCCAGAUCAACGGGUACCCAUUGACGUGGUUGUAACAUUCUGGACGAGGAUGCUGAAUGGACCUUUGCCAGCCGCCCUCCAAAACUCCGAGCACCCAACCCUCCAGACCAGCACUUGUGACGCCCUCUCCUCUAUUUUGCCAGAAGCUUUCAGCCGUCUCCCUGAUGACAAGCAGAUCCUCUGCAUCACGAUCCUUCUUGGACUCAACCACAGUGAGAAUCCUCUAGUGAAAGCUGCAGCUUCCCGGGCGCUUGGGGUCUACGUCGUCUUCCCGUGCCUUCGGCAGGAUGUGAUGUUUGUCGCUGACACUGCCAACACAAUUCUGAAUUCGCUGUGUGAUAGUUCUCCAAAUGUCCGUGCCAAGGCAGCCUGGUCUUUGGGCAAUCUGACGGACACUCUCAUCAUCAACAAGGAGCUAAUGGGAGAGAGCUUCCAGGAUGAAUUCUCAGACCUCCUACUCCUGAAAAUGUUACGAUCAGCAACUGAGGUGUCAAAAGACAAAGACAAGGUCAAGAGCAACGCUGUCCGUGCCCUGGGAAACCUCCUUCAUUUUCUCCAGCCAUCCCACAUCACCAGUCCCCGAUUCAGCCAACCCAUUGAGGAAGCCAUCCAUGCUCUGAUUUCUACGGUGCAGAGCGAUGCCACAAUGAAAGUGCGUUGGAAUGCCUGUUACGCCCUUGGAAAUGUCUUUAAAAACCCUGCAUUGCCACUGGGAGAAGCCCCUUGGACUGGCAAAGCCUACAAUGCCCUCUCGUCAGCGGUCAAGUCCUGCAAGAAUUUUAAAGUCCGCAUCAAAUCAGCUGCAGCCCUCUCUGUGCCAUCUGAAAGGAGGCACUAUGGGACUCCCAAGCAGUUUUUCCAAAUCUGGAAUGCGUUGGUGACCGGUCUGCAGCGGAGUGAGAAUGCCGAAGACUUCUUGGAGUUCAAAUACAGCGCUAGCCUCCGAAGGCAACUUUGCCACGCUCUGCUGCAUCUGCUGAGCCUGGCCGAGGAGACCGACCUACCAGACAUCCAGAGGGUUGUGAUUGAGCAGGGAGAAGUCAUUCAAUCCUACAUGUUGCAGUAUAUGAAAUCAGAAGUGGAAGGUGAAGAAGCAGGAGUAGGAGAGAGCAUUCCUGAAAGAGACAAAACCCUGGAAAGGGCCAUUGAGCAUGUCCGAAGGGUGGAGGAAGCAUCUGAAGGCUACCCAGUGAAAAGGGGGACCCUGGCUUACUUAGAAGACCUCUUGAAAACCCAUCAACAUUCCACAGGGUUCACCAAAGCCUAAGGCAGCAGGAGAAGCCGAAGCCAUGCAAGGCUUGGGCUGAUUGCUAACACCAAAUAAAGAAGAUUAGAGAGGAAGCUGUUCAGUGAUCUCAAGCCUUACCACGCAGCCACUGUCCUGCGGAAGAACAAAAAGGUCCUUUUCUGUGGACCUUUUCCCCUUUUUAAUCCGAGGGACAGACUUCACAGAGCUUUUUUAUACAUUUUAAGCAUUUGCCUUGCCAGCUGCCUCAUUUCCAAAUACUUUACACAAAUAGCGUGGGCAACAGAUGACACAAAUUAGGGAAGGGCUUGCUACAUCAUAAAUACAAAUAAAGAAAAAUCAAGUACCCAUAUAUUGACAUUCACUAAAAAUACCAUUUUGUUCCAGUAAAGAAUAAAUUAUUCGGUUAUAAACUUA